This is a messenger RNA of Calidris pugnax (ruff), 2000 nucleotides long. It is a transcript of the gene SHMT2, whose product is annotated as serine hydroxymethyltransferase 2 (mitochondrial). The record is from RefSeq and is a predicted model, not a curated record. Gene Ontology annotation, molecular function: zinc ion binding; mRNA regulatory element binding translation repressor activity; protein homodimerization activity. Lineage: Eukaryota; Metazoa; Chordata; Aves; Charadriiformes; Scolopacidae. Gene Ontology annotation, cellular component: BRISC complex; nucleus; mitochondrial inner membrane. Gene Ontology annotation, biological process: L-serine catabolic process; purine nucleobase biosynthetic process; folic acid metabolic process. The transcript is spliced from 9 exons.
UGCCCCCCGGCUAUGGGGGGGUCACAGCCUUCACCUACCGUCGUAGGGGUGCUUUGGGGGUCAGGGACCCUGCCCCCCGGCUAUGGGGGGGUCACAGCCUUCACCUACCGUCGUAGGGGUGCUUUGGGGGUCAGGGACCCUGCCCCCCGGCUAUGGGGGGGUCACAGCCUUCACCUACCGUCGUAGGGGUGCUUUGGGGGUCAGGGACCCUGCCCCCCGGCUAUGGGGGGGUCACAGCCUUCACCUACCGUCGUAGGGGUGCUUUGGGGGUCAGGGACCCUGCCCCCCGGCUAUGGGGGGGUCACAGCCUUCACCUACCGUCGUAGGGGUGCUUUGGGGGUCAGGGACCCUGCCCCCCGGCUAUGGGGGGGUCACAGCCUUCACCUACCGUCGUAGGGGUGCUUUGGGGGUCAGGGACCCUGCCCCCCGGCUAUGGGGGGGUCACAGCCUUCACCUACCGUCGUAGGGGUGCUUUGGGGGUCAGGGACCCUGCCCCCCGGCUAUGGGGGGGUCACAGCCUUCACCUACCGUCGUAGGGGUGCUUUGGGGGUCAGGGACCCUGCCCCCCGGCUAUGGGGGGUCACAGCCUGUCAGCCCCCCCCCCCCCAAACCCUUCUCCUGCGCAGACCCUGCAGCGAUGUGCCGGUCGGGUGGUGACCACCAGCAUCCAGCGGGCACAACGUGGCACCGCUGCGGCCGCUGCCACGGGGCACGUGCCCGGUUGGACGGGGCAGGAGAGCCUGGCUGAGAGCGACCCCGAGAUGUGGAACCUGCUCCAGAAGGAGAAGGAUCGGCAGUGCCGGGGGCUGGAGCUCAUCGCCUCUGAGGUCUCCUGUGGGGCAGGGUGGGAGGUGGUGGGGCUGGCAGGGGAAACGGCCCCCCCCCAACCUCAGUAACCACCUCCCUUCUCCCCCAGGUACUACGGGGGGGCCGAGGUGGUGGAUCAGAUAGAGCUGCUGUGCGAGCAGCGGGCUCUGGAGGCCUUCGACCUGGAUCCGGCCCGGUGGGGUGUCAACGUUCAGCCCUAUUCGGGGUCUCCAGCCAACUUCGCGGCCUACACGGCCCUGCUGCAGCCCCACGACCGACUCAUGGGGCUGGACCUGCCCGACGGGGGCCACCUCACACACGGCUACAUGUCAGAUGUCAAGAGGAUCUCGGCAACGUCCAUCUUCUUCGAGUCCAUGCCCUACAAACUUGACCCGGCCACGGGGCUGAUUGACUAUGACCAGCUGGAGGUGACGGCGCGGCUCUUCCGUCCUCGCCUCGUCAUCGCCGGCACCAGCGCCUACGCCCGCCUCAUCGACUACGCUCGCAUCAAGAAGGUGUGCGAGGAGGUGAAGGCCUACCUGCUGGCAGACAUGGCGCACAUCAGCGGGCUGGUGGCAGCCAAGGCCAUCCCUUCGCCCUUCGAGCACGCGGACGUGGUCACCAGCACCACGCACAAGACCUUGCGUGGUGCCAGGUCAGGACUGAUCUUCUACCGCAAGGGCGUGCGCUGGGUGGACAAGAAGACGGGGAAGGAGACACUCUAUGACCUGGAGGACAAGGUCAACUUUGCUGUCUUCCCCUCCCUGCAAGGGGGGCCCCACAACCACGCCAUCGCCGCCGUGGCCGUGGCCCUCAAACAGGCCAGCUCGCCAGCUUUCCACCAGUACUGCCAGCAGGUGCUGAGGAACGCCAAGGCCAUGGCACAGGCCCUGCUCCAGCGCGGGUACACCCUGGUGUCAGGUGGCACUGACAAUCACCUGGUGCUGGUGGACCUGAGGCCCAAAGGCAUCGACGGGGCACGGGCCGAGCGGGUGUUGGAGCUCGUCUCCAUCACGGCCAACAAGAACACGUGUCCAGGGGACAAGAGCGCGCUCACGCCGGGGGGGCUGCGCCUGGGUGCCCCCGCCCUGACGUCCCGCCACUUCCGUGAGGAGGAUUUCCAGAAGGUGGUGGCUUUCAUCGACGAGGGCAUCACGCUGGCCCUGGACGUCAAGAGCAAAACCAGUGAGUGA